Sitodiplosis mosellana (orange wheat blossom midge) is the source of this 5796-nucleotide messenger RNA. It is a transcript of the gene Usp7, whose product is annotated as ubiquitin carboxyl-terminal hydrolase 7. The coding region runs from base 1278 to 4577 and encodes 1099 amino acids. The record is from RefSeq and is a predicted model, not a curated record. Gene Ontology annotation, molecular function: cysteine-type endopeptidase activity; protein binding; cysteine-type deubiquitinase activity. Lineage: Eukaryota; Metazoa; Arthropoda; Insecta; Diptera; Cecidomyiidae. Gene Ontology annotation, biological process: protein deubiquitination; regulation of protein stability. The transcript has 11 exons. Gene Ontology annotation, cellular component: nucleus; cytosol.
GAGCUGUCUAUCUAUCUGUCUCUCUCUCUCUCUCGCUCGCUCGUUCUCUCACUACAAAUGUAUGUAAUCAGAAGUACAAAGAUGGUUUUUCGUAGUCCGCUACAUUUGUGACGCUUCAAAUAGUUUAUUUCUUUUAUUUUUUUAUCUUGUUAAAAAAAUUACAAAUCCAUAAAUGUUACUUGGUGUUGAGAAUUGAACUAUAAUUUUAAUAAAUGUAAGUAUAUUCACGUGUAACAUUCAAUAAAAAUGUGUAUUUUUUCGGAAACAGGCGAAACAUAGGCAGCAUUUCAUUGGUUAAUUUCUCUGCUCGUCGUUGUCGUCGGUAUGCUCAAUUUGUCGUGAUUCACGGUGAAAAACACAUACACACCACCGAAUCCGUACUAUUUAUUUUGUAUUUCGCAUAUGAAAAGCCAAAAGGAAAUUAAUUUUUUUUCGCCCGUCAACCAUCGCAGUUUAUUUAGUCCAUGUGCCCCCGUAUUUUCAAUUCGAACGAGAAACAUUUUUAAAAUCGAAUGAUGAGAAAAAAAAAUGGUUAUUUUCGUUUUGGUCGUGUGCAAAUAGAGAGAGUGUGUGUGUGAGUGAGUGAGAGAGAGUAAAAACUAUUCCACAAAUUCACGUCUCCUGUCACAUUAGAAUCGGCAUUCAGAAGGAAACGAAAAAAACGCCGAUAGCCAACGAAAAUAUAUAAAAAUUGUGUGUCGAAAAUUAAAUUGGUUGUGUUUGCAAUUGUGUGCAAAAAAUCAGCAUGAAAAUUGAAAAUUUAUGCGAAAAUUAAAAAAAGAAUCACCGUGUUGUAUGCAUAUUGUGUAAUUGCAUCGAACCAACCGUAUUUUAGUUCAAUUUAGUUUUUUUUCUGUUUGUUUGUUCUGCGACAAACAGAAAACUACUCGGUGGUUAGAAACAUUCAGAUGAAAUAAUAUUUUUAUUAAAUGAUAAGUUUAAUUGGAAAAUAAUCAUCGAUGGGUUUUGCUUAACUGCAAACACAUUCGAUGAAUGACGAUUUUAAAUUGAAAAGUUACGAGAAAUAUUUAACUUUUGCGAGAGAUUCAGAACGGGAAAUUCGACCAUUGUGCUAAAUUGAGGCAAUUUAGAUAAUUUGUUCAUCAUUUUUCAAAGAAUCGAUGCAUUUAAUACGAACAAAUUAUUAAGACUUAUUUAGAUUCGAAGUGAAUUAGGUAGAGAUAAACUGGAAUCCGCGUUAAAUCGAAGUGUGAAACAGAAAUCAUACCAUUUUUGGUUCAUUUGACAAAAAUAAUUUCGAUCCGGAUCUCUGCAACAUGGACAGUGAAAACCAUAACGAUUCCAGUAACCAGCGAGAAAUUCGGAAUAACACAGUUGAAGCGAUGGAUACAGAAGAAGAGCCCACAAUGCCGAUGAUACCGACAACGGUGAACGAAAACAGUUCCGAGGUAGCCGACGUUCAAAUGGAGGACGAAGAGAUGCGAUCAGAGGCGACAUUCAGCUUUGUUGUCCACGAUUUUAGUAAAAUGAAAGACUCCAUAUUGUCGCCGCCAUGCUAUGUGCGAAACCUGCCCUGGAAAAUAAUGGUGAUGCAACGCACAUCGAAUUCGGGCGAUCGAGGCCAAGACACCCGUUCCAUGGGUUUCUUUUUACAAUGUAAUGCCGAAAGUGAAUCGUCUAGUUGGUCAUGCAAUGCAAAAGCCGAAUUAAAACUGAUGUCACACAAACCCGACCAGGAGCCGUUUGUACGACAAAUCAAACAUUUGUUCUACAGCAAAGAGAACGAUUGGGGCUUCUCACAUUUCAUGAAUUGGAAUGAGAUUUUGGAUCCGGAACGGGGCUACAUUCAAGAUGACAAGAUUAUGUUGGAGGUGCAUGUAGUGGCAGAGGCGCCGCAUGGUGUAUUCUGGGACUCAAAGAAGCAUACCGGUUUUGUUGGCUUGAAAAAUCAAGGCGCAACGUGCUACAUGAAUUCGCUGCUGCAAACACUCUAUUUUACAAAUCAACUGCGAAAGGCUGUAUACAAAAUGCCAACCGAGGCCGAUGACAGCACGAAAUCGGUCGCGUUGGCAUUGCAACGCGUAUUCCACGACCUACAAUUCAGCGACAAACCGGUGGGAACAAAGAAACUGACAAAAAGUUUCGGAUGGGAAACGUUAGACUCAUUUAUGCAACACGAUGUUCAGGAAUUUUUGCGUGUGCUACUCGACAAAGUGGAGAGUAAAAUGAAGCGGACUUGUGCCGAAGGCACGGUCCCCGCAUUGUUCGAGGGAAAAAUGUCAUCGUACAUUAAAUGCAAGAAUGUUAAUUACACGAGCACACGAAUGGAAACCUUCUACGAUAUUCAACUGAACAUUAAAGGCAAAAAGAAUAUUUAUGAAUCGUUCAAAGACUACGUCGCAAAGGAGACAUUGGAGGGUGACAACAAGUACGAUGCCGGCGAACAUGGUCUCCAAGAUGCCGAGAAGGGAGUGAUUUUCGUUAAAUUUCCGCCCGUACUGCAUUUACACUUGAUGCGAUUUCAAUACGAUCCAAUCACAGACAAUUCGGUGAAGUUCAAUGAUCGCUUUGAAUUCUACGAACACAUCGAAUUGGAUCCGUAUCUGCAGAGCUUAGAAGAUACGCCAGCCGAUUAUACACUGCAUGCCGUGCUCGUGCACUCUGGUGACAAUCAUGGCGGCCAUUAUGUAGUCUACAUUAAUCCAUAUGGCGAUGGUAAAUGGUGUAAAUUUGACGAUGAUGUUGUGUCCAAAUGUAAUAAAGCCGAGGCCAUUGAACACAAUUACGGUGGCAUCGAUGACGAUCUAAGCUUAAAUGCCAAACAUUGUAGUAACGCUUACAUGUUAGUCUACAUACGAAACUCAGCGAUGCAGCAAGUGCUACAGGAAAUCAAAGAGACCGACAUCCCGUCAGAGUUGAUUGAUCGCCUGGCCGAGGAACGGCGCAUGGAACAGGUUCGGCGACGCGAACGAAGCGAGGCAAACACGUACAUUACCAUUAAUGUACUGCUCGAGGAAUAUUUUGAAGGUCAUCAGACGACUGAUUUGUUCGAUUUGGAGAAGGUCCAUUGUCGCUCAUUCAAAAUGAAGAAAACUCAAACGAUUGCCGAUCUAAUGAACACAUUUAAAGAUGCAUUUUAUACGCCAAUUUCACAUAUGCGUCUCUGGCCACUGGUGUCGCGACAAAAUCAGUUGACGCGACCGUCAUUCUUCUACUACAAAGAUGAUCAAAACAAAGCAAUUAUCCAGUGUGCUGAACUACAAAAUCCGUGGCUAGUAUUUUUGGAACUGUUGCCACCAGAUUCUGGCCAACAAGCUUUGCCAUCGUUCAACAAAGAACGAAACGUGCUGUUAUUCUUUAAGUUCUACGACCCAGCCAUGAAACGAUUGAAUUACUGCGGACUGGGCUACUAUAAUAUCACACAGAAAGUUAGCGAUCUGGUACCCGAUUUGAAUAAACGUGUCGGAUGGCCAGCCGAAACAGAACUCACACUAUACGAAGAGCAGGGAUCAAAUAUGGUUCAGAAAAUCACUAAUCUUAAUGACACACUGGAAAAACUCGAUUUAAUGGACAGCGACGAUGUUAUUAUAUUCGAAAAGAAGCAUUGUGAUGAUAAUCUAGAGUUGGCCACGUGCGAAGAUUACUUUAAGGACCUAUUAUAUCGAGUUGAAGUGGUGUUCAUUGACAAAACAAAUCUGAACGAUGCCGGUUUCACGCUAGAAUUGUCACAACGAAUGACUUACGAACAAAUGGCGGCCGCGGUAGGACAAAAAAUGAAUGUCGACCCAAAUACAAUACAGUUCUUCAGAUGCCAAAAUUACAAAGAUUUACCAGGCAAUGCAAUCAAAUCAGCAUACGAAGGUCCACUCAAAGAUUUUCUAAUUUAUAGUAAACCGAAAUCAGUAAAGAAAUUGUUUUAUCAAAUUUUACCAAUGAAUAUUAAUGAAUUAGAAAACAAAAAACAAUUCAAGUGCUUUUGGCUAACGCCGAAUUUGAAAGAGGAGAAGGAAUUAGUUCUGUAUCCAAAUAAGAAUGGCACAGUGAAAACGCUGAUCGAAGAGGCUGCUAAGCAUGUUGAAUUCAGCGAAGAUGGCACACGUCAACUUCGAAUGGUGACAAUUCAAGGCUACAAAAUUGGGCCAGGUCCACGCGAAGACACCGAAUUAGAACAUUUACAUCAACAUGGCGAUCAGAAUGUGUCACAGCAGAUAUUCUAUCGAUUCGAAGAGAUUCCCGAAAGCGAGCUAAACUUGGCCGAAGAUGAGAUGCUGAUACCAGUAUCACAUUUCUACAAAAAUGUUCACGAACUCUUUGGCAUACCGUUCUUCGUGAAAGUCAAACAGGGUGAACCGUUCUGUCAACUGAAAAACCGUAUACAAAAUAAACUUGGGGUUCCAGAUAAAGAGUGGGAAAAGUAUAAAUUCGCGCUAAUAACGAUGGGACGAGCAGAGUACAUCAACGAUGAUGACGUUGUAAUAAAUUUGUCUGAUUUUAAAAGCAGUAGCAAUAAUCAACGAGGAACUCCGAUGUGCUUUUUGGGCCUGGAGCAUGUGAAUAAGACACAGCGCCGAUCACGUUUCAAUUACUUGGAAAAGGCUAUCAAAAUCUAUAACUAAAUGAAAACAAAACCACAACAACAAACCGAAUGCCCAGGCGAUACAGCAGCUGUUUGCUACAACAAACCAACCAACCAACCAAUCAACCACAACCAACUAGCAUGAGUGUGGAGAUGGGAAGGGCCACAAUUUGACAUUUACAACUAAUGAAUCUUAAGAACGAUUGCAGUCAAAACACACACACACACAGAAGAAAAUAUACAAACUGAGUUAUAAAUAUGCAAGAUGAGCCGAAUAAGAAUGAAAAGAAACAAAAAGUCGCCUGUUAUUGAAUUAGUUCCACACCGGUACGAUGCUAAAUGGAAGGAGAAUUAAAAGGAAUAAAUUUGUAAAAAUAUUUAUUAUGCUGCGCUUACUUUUUUCUUUACUGAUGAUCAGAAUCACUUGUUCUCACAACCGAAUACCUUAUCUCUCCUUUAUUUUACGAUUAGAAUAUUUAAAUUACUUAAACAACAGCAACAUCAACAACAACAACAACAAGAAUAUGGACAGAAACAUUGAUCCUAAUUGCCACAAAUCGAAGCGGUUUAUUAAAUUAUUAUAACGAUUCUCUCUCACUCACACACAUAUACACACACACUUUGAUUCAGUUCAUUUUUGUUUUAAAUCAAUUGAAAUUUUUUUUUCUGUGUGAAAAGCACAAUUGGUCCAUGAAAAAAAUUAUAACAAAACUAAUAAGAUUGAUUUUGUACAGAUUUUACAAAACGAGUUUGGUUCUCACAUUUGUGCUCGUUUUUUUCAUUUGCUUAUUAUACGAAUGAUUCGAUGUUACAUUCAUGUGUACACGAUGUGUUCGUACAAAGGCAUAUCUUCAUUUGAUGAACGAUGAUUUAUCGGAAAGAUCAUUUUCAUACUAAUUUUUUUUGUCUAAAAAAAGAAGAAGAAAAAUCUGUAUUCAUUCAAAACACAUGCACAUGCAAAUGUUUUUUUUCUCUCUCUAAUUUUGUAGCAACCAAAUGGAUUCAAUUGCAUUAACUUGAUGGGUUGAAUGAACGAUGUAUCGAAGGAGAAAAAACAGAGUAUAAUGUCGAGAAAAAAAAAAUUGAAAUAAUGAUGACGAACGAAGUAGUCAAAACACAUCAGUUUAUUUUAAACUUAGAGUCUAUGCAUAACAUUUGAUUUAAACAUGAAAAAACAAACAAAUAUUGUAUUAUUUAUAAAUGAUUUUAUUGUGAUCAAGCAAUUGUUGAAAUGAACAAAACGUUUUCAUUUUCUGCUA